AGUCGUGUAUAAUAGAACCAUUUCAGCAGCAUUCACAUAUAUACAUCUUAUUUAGUAGCACAUAAUAAUGAGUGAAUUAGUAUAAUAGAAUCAUUUCUCAUACACAUUACUUUUCUAAUUUUCUUAGAAUUGUGCAACUUAGAUACAGAAAUUGAAUGAUGCUAUUUUUCUUUCUCCCUGUAAUGUAGAAAUACUGUGGAUCGUUCAUUUGUUGCACCAAUUAUGCUACAAGAUGGCACAAUUAUUGAGGGUAGAUCAAUUACUCCAAGGCACAUGCCAAACAGCUUCUAUCCAUUGGUGCUCGCUCGAGAAGUUGAAUUUCCAGGCAUACCUAUUAGCAAUUCUGGGUUCUGUUUGGACAAAAGCCUUGAUCGUAACAAGGCCAAGGGGAAGAUAGUUGUGUGCAUGAGAGGGGAAGGAGGAAGAAUAAGAAAGGAAUUAGAAGUUGAAAGAGCUGGUGGUGUUGGUUUCAUCCUUGGAAACAAUGAACUACUUGGGAAUGAUCUAUCAAGUGACGUUCACUUCAUUCCUUCCACUCAAGUGUCCUAUCACAUGUCUUGAGACUCAUUCACUACAUCAAUUAUUCUUCUAAUCCAAUGGCAUAUAUGCUUGGACUAACCAGAAUCAUGUUGUAAGAAGCCAAGUUGCAGUGUCUUUUACCUAAUAUUAUUGCCUCUUGUUAAUCAUUUCAAUUGAUUUAUUAUUGGAGGGGCAUGCAUGAUUCAGAUAAGGUACUGCUACUAGAAGCACAAGUUGAUGGUUGUAGCUAUGAUCAUGUGAUAUAUAAUAUAUUAAGAAUUAAGAA
This is a messenger RNA of Arachis duranensis, 805 nucleotides long. Its product is annotated as subtilisin-like protease SBT5.6. Lineage: Eukaryota; Viridiplantae; Streptophyta; Magnoliopsida; Fabales; Fabaceae. The record is from RefSeq and is a predicted model, not a curated record. The coding region runs from base 223 to 561 and encodes 112 amino acids. The transcript is spliced from 3 exons.